Impatiens glandulifera is the source of this 603-nucleotide messenger RNA. RefSeq names its product pathogenesis-related leaf protein 4-like. Gene Ontology annotation, cellular component: extracellular region. NCBI's taxonomy places the organism in Eukaryota, Viridiplantae, Streptophyta, Magnoliopsida, Ericales, Balsaminaceae. The transcript has a single exon. The record is from RefSeq and is a predicted model, not a curated record. The coding region runs from base 5 to 514 and encodes 169 amino acids.
CAUUAUGGGAUUGAGCUUCAGAAUUUCUCUUGCUCUUCUUUUGUGUCUUUUGGUUUUGGUCAUUGUUCUUCCCUCUUAUGCACAAAACUCCCCUCAAGACUACCUAAAUGCGCACAACACGGCACGUGCCCAAGUUGGCGUUGGGCCCAUGAGAUGGAACGAAACCGUCGCUCAAUUUGCUCGUAACUAUGCUAAUGGAAGGUUAGGUGACUGCAACCUCAUCCACUCUGGCGGACCAUAUGGGGAGAAUCUUGCCAAGGGCAGUGGUGCUUUUACUGGAGUGGGCGGGGUGAACCUUUGGGUUGCCGAGAAAUCUUUUUAUAACUAUAAUUCGAAUACUUGUGCCUCUGGUAAAGUUUGCGGACAUUACACUCAGGUGGUGUGGCGUAACUCUAAUCAACUUGGUUGUUUUAGGGGUCAAUGCUUGAACGGUUGGUGGUUUAUCAUAUGUAGCUAUUAUCCUGCUGGUAAUAUCAUCGGACAACGCCCCUAUGACUUUCUCGAAGAUAUGUAAAUUAAAGAAUUAUGAACAUGACUCAAGGGUUCAAGGGUAUAGAAUAAUUUAUGCAUAAUAAGACAUGUACACUACAACAUGUUCUAUGA